AUGGCGGGAGAUGAAGGAAUUGAGAUUCAAGAGGAAGGAGAUGAAUCUGUGGAUGUGAAAAACAAGGCAGAAGUGAAAACUGAGCUGGAAAAUGGGGGAGGAGAAGAUGAGAACGUCUUACAGUUCCUAGAUUCGUUGGAUGGGUAUUUAACGCUUAUGGAUUCUGUGAAUUCAAAGCUUCGAGAGGGAUGGUUUGAUUUAGCAAGUGCUCGACACUCUAUGGGAACUUUACGUGUCAACAGUACUCUCUUAGACCUCAAGGAUCAUCCCGCUGCUUCAACAUUGCAAGUGACAGACCAAGAGGAUGAAUCUUUGGGAUCAGCACCUCGUUUUGCUUUGUCUAAGUGGGCUUCCAAGGGCGGUAGCGGGAAAGGCAAAGACUUUUCCACUGAUGUAAAUUCGGAGAUGGGAUCACCUCGUAGCCCACAUCUACGGCAUCGAGGCGUUAAUGAAGAGAAACCAUCAGGCAUGGAUGAAACCAUGUUAGCAGCUGAUGAAGAGAUUAAGAAAGAACGAGCGAAAUCUCUGUCGGUAUUUGGAGGUCUAGUCUCGCCUAAGCUGCGUGGCGCUCAACUAUCGUUUGAGACAGCUCUUGAAACUCUUGUGGAAAUAGCCAACACGCGAUCAUUGAUGCUAUCUGCCUUUAAGCGGAUCACAAACAAGUGA
Messenger RNA from Microthlaspi erraticum, 666 nucleotides. Lineage: Eukaryota; Viridiplantae; Streptophyta; Magnoliopsida; Brassicales; Brassicaceae. The record is from the annotation of a GenBank genome assembly.